Salvelinus namaycush (lake trout) is the source of this 2057-nucleotide messenger RNA. Its product is annotated as phospholipid phosphatase 1-like. The record is from RefSeq and is a predicted model, not a curated record. The transcript is spliced from 6 exons. Gene Ontology annotation, biological process: phospholipid dephosphorylation; phospholipid metabolic process; signal transduction. Gene Ontology annotation, molecular function: phosphatidate phosphatase activity. The coding region runs from base 385 to 1236 and encodes 283 amino acids. NCBI's taxonomy places the organism in Eukaryota, Metazoa, Chordata, Actinopteri, Salmoniformes, Salmonidae.
GCCUGUCUUAUUACCGGUGUAUUUUACUGGAAGGUCCAGGAGUUUAUGAGCGUCUUUUGUUUUUGCUUAAGAAUCCGUUAUAUUAUGAAGUUGGGUUGUGCGGAUUCUAAAGGGUAAUGAAAUUAAAACGUGGUUUUAGGAAUAGUUGAUUGUUGAUUAGACAGUAGCCCCCUUGAUACUUUUUUUUUGUUUUACCUGUUUUUGGUUAGGUUUAGUAAGCCCUACAAUAUUGAUUUUCUUUUUUAUAUUUGUUUUAUUGUUUUGAACAAAUAGCGAGGCAUGUUCCACCGAUAGGCUGUCUCUCAUCUCGCCGAAAAAAGCAGACAGACGCCGGACACUCCGGAGUCUACGGCUUUGUCAAAGACAGAAGUCCAGAGACACAAGAUGUUUGAGACUGGUAGAAUCCCUCUCGUCCUUCUCGACGUAACCUGCUUUAUCCUCGUUGGGCUUCCCUUUGUGAUCCUCACCCCUCUGCACAAUCCCUUCAACAGGGGUUUCUUCUGUAAUGAUGAGUCCAUCAGAUACCCCCUGAAAGAGGACACCAUAUCCUACCAGUUACUGGGUGGAGUCAUGAUCCCUUUCACACUGAUUGUGGUAGUCAGUGGUGAGUGCCUUGGUGUCUAUAUGACUCAUAUAAAGACCAAAUCAUCCUUGGGGACUAACUACGUGGCACGCAUCUACAAAGCAGUGGGCAGCUUCCUGUUCGGGGCUGCUGCUAGCCAAUCACUGACGGACAUUGCCAAGUACUCGAUUGGUCGCCUGCGUCCCCACUUCCUGGCUGUGUGUAAGCCUAUGUGGGACCGUAUCAACUGCAUUGCUGGAGGCUACAUCGAGAACUUCACCUGUACCGGGGAGAAAAACAUGGUGGAUGAGGCCAGACUUUCCUUUUUUUCUGGUCACUCAUCCUUCUCUAUGUACUGUAUGCUGUUUCUAGCACUGUACGUCCAGGCCAGACUGCAGACAGAGUGGGCCAGGCUCCUCAGACCCACCAUCCAGUUCUUCCUGAUCGCAACGUCCAUCUACGUGGGGCUGUCACGCGUCUCAGACUACAAACACCACUGGAAUGACGUACUUACUGGCCUCCUGCUGGGGGCGAUAGUUGCAAUACUCACGGUGUUCUAUGUGUCCGAUUUCUUCAAGACGCCUGUUGAUCCAGUAGAGAUACAAGAGGAGACGUCCCACCACAGUCUACAGGACAACCCUGCAAAUGGGAUCCACUACGGAAGCACAGAAUGAAGCUCUGACUACAACAUGGACAACGCAUUGAGGACAAGUAGCAUGUUAAGCUAGCUACAACUACUUGCCAUCCACUACAGAGGACUAUGGUUAUUUAUUUCCAUGCAUUUCAGGUCAUUUGCAUUGACUGUCGUGGAGAUAUCAUGUUGCCUGAGCCCAGUAGACAGAUGCUAAGUCCUCUCAGAGCCAAUGAUCUUGCCCAUGUGUGUUGAGCUAACGGUCCGUGUAUUCAAUUCCUGGUCUUUGUGUGCAAUUGCGGUGCGAGGUCUGCGCUUGUUGGAACGGUUGUGAUUGCAUUGGUUUGAGGAUUGUGUUUGAAAUGAAUGAAAUUCACGUUUGUUACAGUGAGUAAUGAGUGUCCAUGUGUGUAGCCUGGCCAAUAAUAAGCCUUACACCUGUGAAUGAAAUACCACGACUGUCCCAAAGCUUAAAUGAAAGUCAGGAGACUUACUGAGCUCUGAAAUGAUGUACUAUGUGCUGUAUAUAUUUUUUAAAUUCUGCCUUCGCCAGAUUGUUGCUGACACUUGCUCAAAGCUCCCUGGAAACUCCUUACAAAUGUGUCCAAGUGUAGAAAUCAUGGUGACAAAUACACAAAUUAACUUUUUGACAUUUGUAUGCAGAUGUACUGUUGUAAAAACGGUGUUUUGAGCUUUUCGGAAAACAAAAUGCUAGCUAUGUGACACAAAUGAAGAUGGAUUUCCAUUUUGGUACUUUGCUACAGUGAAUAGUACUGUGUCUGAGACACAUUUUGUGAACUGUAGAAGUGUGUGCGUUGUUUAGUGAGAUCGUGAGAAACCACCAAUACAGAAAGUCCAAAACCA